GGCGCUGCUGGCGGAGGUGCUUCGGCGGAGGCGCCGGGGGGAAGGUGGCGCUGGGGCCGAGCUCCCUCCGGCGGACCCGCCAUGUGAGGAGACUCCGAGGCCCUUCAGGGUACAGUUGACACCAGAAGACAUGGACAGCGGCAGCUUCAUCCAGUUUGAUGUUCCUGAGUACAGCAGCACCGUACUGAGCCAGCUGAAUGAGCUUCGCCUGCAGGGGAAGCUAUGUGAUAUCAUUGUGCAUAUCCAGGGUCAACCAUUCAGAGCCCACAAAGCUGUCCUCGCUGCCAGUUCUCCCUACUUCCGUGACCAUUCAGCGUUAAGUACCAUGAGCGGCCUGUCAAUAUCAGUUAUCAAGAACCCCAGCGUCUUUGAACAGUUGCUUUCUUUUUGUUACACUGGAAGGAUGUCCUUGCAGCUCAAGGAUGUUGUUAGUUUUUUAACCGCAGCUAGUUUUCUGCAGAUGCAGUGCGUCAUUGAUAAGUGCACACAGAUACUCGAAAGCAUCCAUUCGAAGAUCAGCGUCGGCGAAGUCGACUCUGUCACUGUCGGGGCUGAAGACACUGCAGAAAACCACAACGGGGUCAAGGACAGCAGCUUCUUUGCCAAUCCAGUCGAGAUCUCUCCUCCCUAUUGCUCUCAGGUGCGGCAGUCAACGUCGGGCAGCGAUUUAAGAAUGGAAACAACCCCGACCAAGGUUCUGCGUAACCGUCUGCAGGAAGAAGGCCAGUCAGAUCGUGGAAGUAGCGGAAGCGUUUCGGAAUAUGAAGUUCAGAUUGAAGGGGAUAACGAUCCAGGGGACUUGGUAGUAAGAGAGAGCCAGGCUGCCGAGGUGAAAGUUAAAAUGGAAAAAUCUGACCGGCCGAGUUGCUCGGAUAGCUCUUCGCUCGGCGAUGAUGGGUACCACACUGAAAUGGUAGAUGGAGAGCAGGUAGUGGCCGUCAACGUUGGCUCUUACGGCUCUGUAUUGCAGAAUGCUUAUUCGUACUCCCAUAGUUCAUCCCAGUCUGCUGGUGUACUUGAGGGCUUCAGCAGAAACUCCAGCUCAUCCAGGUCCAUGCUAGGCUCUUUCCGAGGUCGUGGGCGUCAGAAACGGGUAUCUGCUAGUCACUUGCAUAGUGACGUUCCAGGCCUGAUGCAGGGAGCCGAUGGUGAACCUACAGGAAGUCACCUUGGUUAUGAAAGUAGUCCACGGGAAAGGAAUUCAAGAGGUCACUUUUAUGCAUACAGUGAGAGGUUGAUCUGUAUAUACUGUGGGAAGUCUUUCAAUCAGAAAGGGAGCCUUGACCGACACAUGAGGCUACACAUGGGAAUAACCCCCUUUGUGUGCAAGUAUUGUGGGAAAAAGUACACACGCAAGGACCAACUUGAAUACCAUAUCCGUGGUCACACAGACGACAAGCCUUUCCGCUGCGAGGUCUGCGGGAAAUGUUUUCCUUUUCAAGGGACUCUAAACCAGCACCUGCGAAAGAACCAUCCUGGCGUAGCUGAAGUAAGAAGCAGGAUAGAAUCUCCAGAAAGAACAGACGCUUACAUGGAACAGAGAGACGAUGAUGCGUCAGCCUCCGAAACUUUGGAUUACAGCAUGGACAUCCACACAUCUGAUUAAGAGGCGGUGUGUCCCUCAGUGCAACCCAAACAAAGCACAUUGAUAAAUGCAUUUCCUUUCUAUUGCUUUGGUAGCUUUCAUAAAAAAGAUAUAACAGCAUUUUAACUUUUUUUUAAUUUUACAAGUUUUGUCAGUGUUGUUCCUGGGUAGGAUGCUACUGUUCUGUUUUCCCGUAGCUUUGGAGGAAAAAAAGGUUCGAUUUACUCUUUGGAAAAAGGGCUGAAUGUUAUAGAAGCAAUGCGCUUGGAACAGGGGUGGGAUUCCAAGAGUGAAAGACGCGGGGGGGAAGAUAUUGUUGGCUGGUAGACCCAGGGAGUGUGUUCUCUCGUGCUGUGCUUUGCGCAGCCCAGUCCUAUGCAUGUUUACUUAAAAGUAAAUCCCACUGAAUCCAAUGUGACUUACUCCCAGGUUGUGUGCUAGGAUUGCAGCCUUAACCAAACACGUUACGUAGGAGCAUGGAAAUGCCUACCAGAGUCUCAUCCAUGUGUCAUAUUGAGUUGUGGGGUUUUGUUUUUGUUUUUUUGUUUUUUUCUUUUUGUAAUAACUAUUUUGAUAGCUUUUUGAAUUUUAUAUAAUAAUAUAUAUUAUUAUAAAAUGUAUAAAAUGUUCACUUUUUCUCUUCUGAUUGGGGGGUGAAUGUAGGAGUAUCUUAAAACAAGGGGUGGGCAAUUCUCUCUCAACAAGACUUUCCUCUCUUUAGGAUUUUUCUCAGUUUUGCUGGGUUUUCUGUCAUGAAGCUUUGGACAUUUUCCACAUCCAAAUAUUGUGUCCAAAAGUGAGCAAAGCGUAUUAUUUAAAUACCUCUGCUCCAAUAGCAUUUACAAACCGAAUGCCAUAAGCAUAUUAUCCUACAGUGGGGAUUGUUUGAAUUUUUUUUGUCUGGAGUAUAAACUGGACAGUGUGUGGUGCUGAUCCUUUUUUAAGUAUAGGCAUGUAUUGUUAUAUUAGCCAACCCCAAAGUAGCAUUGUGGUUUUAAAUGUUUUUACUGUCCUCAGAAUCUUAUCUACCUUCAUCUUGUACUGUAGACGCAUACCAGGUAAACCAAUCUUAUCACACAUUCAGAGUAAUUAAGGUUGGCUUAAUAACAUGUCAUUAGGGAUGUUGUAGUUGAAGCUACAACAUUUCGGAACAGCGUUGUAGCAGAUCUCUUCCAGAGAGCUAUCUUCAGGUGCACCGUAACUUCCUAUUUACCUUUUUUUUUUUAGUGAAGCUGAAACACUUGUUUUUACUUUUUUUAUAUAAUGCUAACAUGGGAAUAAUUAGCAAUAUGUCUUAUUGUAUUAGAGAGGCUUUUUGGCUUCCCCGCAUUUUCAAUGACUACUCAGUAUUUUUCCAUAAAGAGCCAAUAGCAAACAUUUUCAUAGUUUUUGAAAGAACUCCCCAAAUGUUUGAUAUUUUUUUUUUAUAACGUGGUGCUAACUUUUUUGCUUAGGUCAGUAUAGCAUUUAAAAAUGUGAAACCGAAUAGUAGUAAAAUCAUAAACCUUUCGAUUUAAGCCUUUUUGUUUUCCUGAAACAGACCUCAAAAGUGUGAGCUGGCAAACAUUACUGUAUCAAAAUGGUAUCACGUAAACAGAUUAUGACUUGGAUCCUAACUAUGCUUUAUAGGGGCAGGGAAGACCUAUCUGCUGGCUGGUUGCGGGGAGGUGGGUGGGUGUGUUUUCUUUCUGUCCUUGCAGCUGGUCUCCCCUGUUGUCCCCAUGUUCUUCUGGGGAUGUGCUUGUCCCUAGGAAACACGAUUUUCGAAUGCAUAGCAAGCCACAGUGGGGGUGAGGAGGUUAGAAAGUUAACUUCUUUGAGUGCAACUAUUCUCAUAUUAAACAGCUUCCAAGCCUGCAUAUCUUGCUACCCAUCAGUAUACAAGCAUAAGAUGACAUUUAGAUAUAUUUAGGCUUAGCAGAAUGAGAUUUUUUGUGGGGGGUAACUGUUGUCUGGUAUAGAUAACUUUGUUCAUGGAGAGGCAUUGCUACCCUCCGCACUUGACACACUCUGGCCCCUUCCACACAUGCAGAAUAAUGCACUUUCAGUCCACUUUCACAACUGCUUGCAAGUGGAUUUUUCUAUC
Messenger RNA from Sphaerodactylus townsendi, 3671 nucleotides. It is a transcript of the gene ZBTB34, whose product is annotated as zinc finger and BTB domain containing 34. The transcript has 2 exons. Gene Ontology annotation, molecular function: DNA-binding transcription factor activity, RNA polymerase II-specific; protein binding; RNA polymerase II cis-regulatory region sequence-specific DNA binding. Gene Ontology annotation, biological process: regulation of transcription by RNA polymerase II. The coding region runs from base 131 to 1606 and encodes 491 amino acids. NCBI's taxonomy places the organism in Eukaryota, Metazoa, Chordata, Lepidosauria, Squamata, Sphaerodactylidae. The record is from RefSeq and is a predicted model, not a curated record.